This is a messenger RNA of Sphaeroforma arctica JP610, 306 nucleotides long. RefSeq lists its product as hypothetical. The transcript has a single exon. The record is from RefSeq and is a predicted model, not a curated record. The annotation marks the transcript as partial. Lineage: Eukaryota; Ichthyosporea; Ichthyophonida.
AUGUCCUCGGACUUUUUCAACACCACCGACAUAGCUGAGGACCCCAACGCCCCUCCCAUACGUGCAGCUUCGGGUGCAGUGCCGAUUUGUCCCAAGCCGAAGGGAAUCAUCGCUGUGACACGCACGUACUCUCAGCCCGUUAGCUCGGGUACACAUAAGGGGUGGCAAAGGCCUCAGUACACAUUGGAUUCUGACCCAGGAGACGAUACGCGCGACUGUGAGUCAAUUACGUCAAGGGAUACGUUUGAUUCAGUGAGCAAGGGCUCCAAUAGCAGCACGGUCUGUGAGGAUAGACGACGGAAGCAG